AUGGAAAUUAAGCCUGCAGUCAAAGCACAAGUAGAACGCAGAAAAGGGCGACUUGGAAAGGUCAAUCAACUUCCCCGUUACCGGGCAGGCCAACUACCUGAAUAUGUGAAUCCGGACGAGCUGGACUCGUCCGUGGGUGAAAGCAGCGACUCUGAUGCCAGCAGUGAGUCUGAUGCCAGCAGCGACUCUAACGGGACCGAGGGUGGCACUGGCCCUGGCCCUGGCGCUGACCCGGUUGCUGAUGAAGGUGCGGAUGGAGGUGACGGAAGAGUGGCGGUUAAUGACCUAGAUGGUGAUGGGUUUAAAGGACCGGACGCCUGGGUCAGUCACCCUUUGCUGGGGUAUGGUGGGGCCGAGCCGGCGUUGGACGACUUGGUGAGUGAGAGCAGUAGCGACGACGAGCCAGCGUUGGACAUGGUUGCAGUUAAGCCGACGUUCAAGGGCAAGUCUGAGCGCCAGGAGUUGGAGGCUCGACGUCGCAAGGAGGAGUUGCAGGAGCAGCUGGAGCGGCUGGAAGCCGAGCGACAGGCACUGGAAAAGGCUGCAGAGACGAGACAGAUUGUGCAGGAUACACUUGCGUCGGAGCGCGCUGAGGAGGAGCGCGUGAAAGAGCGAGCAAUCCUCGGAUUCGAACCCGGGACCCAAGGUACCGAGUUGCCCUGUGACGAAAUCCCGCCGGAAGAUGCCAAGACAGAAUAUAAAGCCUGGCAACAGAGGGAGCUCUCCCGCCUGAAACGAGAUUGGGUCGAAGCGAUGACGGUCCAAUUCGGCACCGACCCCGGUCCGAUCGAAAAGCUGUUGCGGCUCAACGACGCAACAGAGGAUCCAGCCAGUGACGACGAACAGCGAAAGGCCGCAGCUGUGCCGGGCUUGGGCCUCUACCUGCUCCUCCUCUCCCAAGAGGUGACCGCCGCAAUUGGUAAGAAGCCUGUGGUCAAGGGCAAGAUGGGGUUCAUGCAGAAAUACUACCACCGGGGAGCGUUUUAUUCGGAUGUGACCCCGCAUGAGAAAUCUUUUGAGAAAGACUUCAACGCCGCCGUCGGGGAAGAUCGAUUGGACAAGACCCUUCUUCCCAAAAUACUACAAGUGCGUCGAGGGGACUUUGGGAAGCGGAGCCGGAGCAAGUAUACCCAUUUGGUAGAUCAAGACACGACAGACCGGACGUCGGCUUGGGGCAAGAGUGGUGGACAGAAGCGGCAGAGGGACUCCUAG
This is a messenger RNA of Gregarina niphandrodes, 1212 nucleotides long. RefSeq names its product Prp19-binding domain splicing factor. Gene Ontology annotation, molecular function: RNA binding. Gene Ontology annotation, cellular component: U2-type spliceosomal complex. The record is from RefSeq and is a predicted model, not a curated record. The transcript has 3 exons. Lineage: Eukaryota; Apicomplexa; Conoidasida; Eugregarinorida; Gregarinidae. Gene Ontology annotation, biological process: mRNA splicing, via spliceosome. Bases 1 to 1212 code for a protein of 403 amino acids.